Molecule: messenger RNA, 468 nt
Organism: Morchella importuna
Lineage: Eukaryota; Fungi; Ascomycota; Pezizomycetes; Pezizales; Morchellaceae
Exons: 1
Coding region: 1-468 (155 amino acids)
Source: RefSeq, a predicted model, not a curated record
AUGGCCCGGAAAGGCACCAAAAAGAAACUUGAUGAUGAAGAGCGGGUUCUGGCCGCGGUCAAAGCCUAUAGAAGCGGAAAGUUCAAAAAUAUCAGAGAUGCAGCUAUGGCUCACGAUAUCACCUAUGGGAAACUCCGGAACCGCCUUGCCGGUGUCCAGUCUAAAACUCAUUCGCAUAUAGAUCAGCAAGCUCUCACUCCUGCAGAAGAGAAGGCGAUAGUGGCUUGGAUUGUUCAACUAGAUAUAUGGGGAUUCCCACCCCGUAUGAAAUAUGUUAAAGACUUGGCCACCAAUUAUGUCCGCAGCCAUGGUGUCAAAAAUCCGAAUUUAGGGGUUAAUUGGACCACUAGAUUCCUUACUCGCCACCCAGAAUUGGAGUCAAAAUUCGCAAUUCGGCUAGACAAGCAAAGGGGCUUCGCUAAUAAUCCCAAAGUGAUUAAGGACUUUUUCAAAAAGGUAAAGCUUUAA